AUGCGAGGCCUAGAGGCUGACUCUGCAAUGAUUCGGGCGGUCACUCGAAUGGGGAGAUGGAUCGACACUCAACGACCUCGUGAACUUACAGAAGAGCAGAAGGCUAGUAAGCGGGAUAGUCUCGCCAAAAAGCUUAAGGACGGCGGCAAAAAGAGCCGUAAAAGGCUAGACCGGCUCCAUCAAUUGAAGAAAAACGUCACGAACACGCGCAACCGGUUGCUUUACGAUCUUCGGAAGCGUCGGCAACUGGCCGGCAGUGCGCUUCACGAUGAAGAAACGAAGGAGAUAUUGCGGACGGAGGAAAAUAUGCUACACCAGCAGAUCUUCUUGCUUAGAAAAUUGACGACAUAUCCGACAUCGCUGUCUUUAGAGGCAGAGUGGACGCGGCAGAAUAAGGCUAUAGAUGCUGUUCGCAUAUAUUGUGACGUGCGAGAGGGUGGUCCUCGUCGAGGCCGACGGUAUCCAGGGAGGUUGCCGCCUGCUAGGAAGGAUAUUGCAGCGACCAGCGUUCCAGCUCCCAGUUCCGCAACAAACCAAUCGCUAUCGGCACCAUCAGAAGAAGCACUGCGAAAGGCAGAGACUCAUAUUCAAAAAGCCAUUAAACCAUUGGGGUGCUUCCAAUACUACGGAAAUAUAGGCGAAUCGGAUGAACGUCGAAUGAAACAUUAUUCUCGCCACAAGCAUCUUUUGCGUCAUUUCAGAGCCACGCAUUUGGAUGAUCGCCACUGCAACUACUGCAACAAGCCGGUCGAACAUGAAAUGGGCUUGAGGAGACAUGCGCAUGAGAAACAUCGUCUGAAGACUUAG
This is a messenger RNA of Penicillium daleae, 807 nucleotides long. RefSeq lists its product as uncharacterized. The record is from RefSeq and is a predicted model, not a curated record. The coding region runs from base 1 to 807 and encodes 268 amino acids. NCBI's taxonomy places the organism in Eukaryota, Fungi, Ascomycota, Eurotiomycetes, Eurotiales, Aspergillaceae. The transcript is spliced from 3 exons.